This is a messenger RNA of Coniophora puteana RWD-64-598 SS2, 1554 nucleotides long. RefSeq names its product FMN-linked oxidoreductase. Gene Ontology annotation, molecular function: NADPH dehydrogenase activity; FMN binding. The record is from RefSeq and is a predicted model, not a curated record. The transcript is spliced from 5 exons. Bases 439 to 1554 code for a protein of 371 amino acids. Lineage: Eukaryota; Fungi; Basidiomycota; Agaricomycetes; Boletales; Coniophoraceae.
AAUUUCAAUCUAUCACCACCGGUCCAAUUCAGGUUCACGCUCCCGUUCACUUAGCGCGGGGUAUGGCAGGAGUCCGGAGGCGCGGGGUCGGCCAUGGUAAAUUGACACCGCCAUGGGCUAUAUGACCAACGGCUUUCCAUUACAGAGUGAUGCUCCACUGUUGGUUUUUAAUCAUUGUCCGAUAUCGGGACUUGGGGCUUCAAGGCAUCUAUGCCAUAGCAUCAAUCUGGGGCUGCUCCACCUCGCCCUCGUCUUGCCCUCAAAGGGUGUUACCGGGAACCAGAUGCAAGUGAAUGACCGCUGGUUAAGAUAUAAUCCAAGAAUACCAUAUAAAAUGCUUCAAUAUCCUGGAGCAUUUAUACAUAUGAUAGCGUGGUCGACUGUUGUCCCAAACCAACCCCUCCCAAGCCCGUCGACUUUGCCAAUUUCUAUUGAUCAAUGCCCUCCGAAACAAAGUCUGCGCUCUUUCAGCCAAUCCGAGUCGGAGAAGUCGUCGUUCAGCAUCGUGUCGUCCUAGCGCCUCUCACUCGCGUCCGUGGGUACAACGAUCACGUUCCUGGCCCCCUUGCCGCUUUAUACUAUGCACAGCGUGCUAGUGAGCCCGGAACUCUGCUUAUCACCGAGGCAACGUUUAUUAGUGGACCAGCGUCCGGAUAUCCCAACAUCCCUGGCAUCUAUACCGAUGCACAGAUUGAAGGUUGGAAGGAGGUCACCAAUGCUGUCCACGCCAAGCGCUCGUUCAUCUACCUUCAAAUUUGGGCUCUCGGUCGCGCAGCUAUGCCACAGAUUCUUGCAAUGGAAGGACACGAGCUCGUUGGCGCUGCCAAUAUACCGCUGAAAGAGAACGCUCAACAGGGGCAUGCGGAUCCUCGCCCGGUGACCAUCCCUGAGAUCAAGGCGUACGUGCAAAUGUUCGCCACUGCCGCCAAGAAUGCUAUCAAGGCCGGGUUUGAUGGCGUCGAGGUUCACAGCGCAAACGGGUACCUUAUCGACCAGUUUCUUCAAGACGUUAGUAAUACCCGAGAGGACGCGUACGGAGGAAGCAUUGAAAACCGUGCGAGGUUUGGCCUUGAGAUCCUCGACGCGGUUAUAGAAACUAUUGGCGCAUCAAAGACGGGCGUUCGAAUAAGCCCAUGGAGCGAAUUUCGAGACAUGAGAAUGACGGAUCCCGUUCCAACAUUCUCCUAUUAUGUUACGGAGAUUCGGAAACGUAACAUUGCUUACUUGUCUGUCAUUGAACCUGGAGUCGGUGGUGAUGAAGUUGUUGAAUCGACUAAUGGUUCAAACGAUUUCAUUCGGAAGAUAUGGGGUGAGAGCCCCUACAUCACUUCCGGAGGGUACACGAGGGAGCGUGCCCUGAAGACGGCUGAAGAGAGCAAUGUGCUGAUAGCGUUUGGGAGAUCAUAUCUUGCAAAUCCCGACCUCCCACGUCGUCUGCGAGAGAACCUCCCAAUGACCCAAGCAACGAGAUCUAAGUAUUACCUAGUAGGAAAUCACACCCCUGACGGGUACACAGAUUGGGAUUUUGCAGACUCUUUAGUUGAAGCGGUAUAG